Messenger RNA from Schistosoma haematobium, 3126 nucleotides. RefSeq lists its product as uncharacterized. Lineage: Eukaryota; Metazoa; Platyhelminthes; Trematoda; Strigeidida; Schistosomatidae. Bases 231 to 1715 code for a protein of 494 amino acids. The transcript is spliced from 2 exons. Gene Ontology annotation, molecular function: G protein-coupled receptor activity. Gene Ontology annotation, cellular component: plasma membrane. The record is from RefSeq and is a predicted model, not a curated record. Gene Ontology annotation, biological process: G protein-coupled receptor signaling pathway.
AUCAUUAAAAAAAAAGAUAAAAUCAUAUUAAAAACUAAUAUAAUGAAAGAAUAAUAUUCACAUUUAAUAAAUGAAUUGGAAUAAGAUCAAAGAAGUAUCGUACAACUGUUAACAUUCAUUAAUCGUCUUUUGUACAACACCACCACCACCACCACCACUACCACAACAACAAUAAACAAAACAAAUCGAUCAUUAUCCAUAAAUAAAAUUUCAACAACAACAAAAAAAUAAUGACCGAUCUAAAUGAUACAAUCCAUUUAAAUUGUACUAUGCGUUAUUUAUUAAAUGAAUCCAAUAUUGAUCCAAUUUCAAUUUAUGAUCGUUAUCCACAAUGUGAAUUACAAAGAAAAUUUAUGCCAAUUUUUUUAUAUAUUGUAAGAAUAUUUAUGUUAAUCUGGUUAAUUAGUGGUAUUUUUGGUAAUUCUUUAUCAUUUUUAAUAUGGAUCUCGAAACAACAAAGACGUAAGAAUAGUUCAGCUAUUUAUUUAGCUACAUUAUCUAUCACUGAUCUUAUUCUUAUAUUAUUAUUAUUAAAUUAUGAUUUAGAACGUUAUUGGUGUAUACGCGGUGUGAUUAUAAUACCGGGUAUAUGUCAAUUAUUUCAAUGUUUAUUUAUAUUUACACAAUAUUAUUCCAUUGUAUUAGUAUUUGGUUUUACAUUAGAACGUUAUUUAGCUGUAUGUUUCCCAUUUAAACGGCAUAAAUUAUGUACAACUAAAAGAGCUAUAUUAGCUGUAUUCAUUUUAUCUUUAUUUAUUAUUGGACCAACAUUAUCACAAGCUAUAUUAUGGACAUAUGAUAAUGGUGAAUGUCGUAUGCGUAUUAAUGUAGCUAUGGAUGAAAAAUUUCAAACAUUAUUAUUUGUACAAGAAGUAUUAUUUUCAUUAGUUAUACCAUUAGCUACAUUAAUAUUUAAUAUAUUAGUAUUAUGUGAAAUGAGAAGAUUAAUUAAAUCAAGUCAUUUAUUAAAAAUUUCAAAGCAUCAAUCAAUUAAUUCAUCAACUAUAAAUACUACUCAUAAUGAAAAAACUAGAUUUACAUAUAAACGAUUCUUUAAACGAAGGAAAUUUAGUAAUAAUAAUCAUACUACUCAUAAUUUAAUAAGUAACACUACGAAUACUACUGAUGGUUUAAAUGAUAAUAAACGUGAUAGAUCAUUAGGAGAUGAUGGUACACCAAAUUUUAGUCCAAUUAAAACAAUACAAAUGAAUACAACACAAGAUCAUUUAACUAAAGAAUCAACUCAAUUUAUAUCGGCUACAUUAAUGUUAAUUAUAUUAUCAUUUUAUUUAAUUGCAUGUACAGUACCAACUGGUAUUAUGUAUUUAAUACAAUUUCAUUGGUUACAACCAGAUGAUUGUUUAACAGAUCAAGCUAUUCAUCAAUCAAAUGAAUGGACAAUAUUUUUUCAACGGAUAACAACUAAAGGUUUAAUUGAUGCAUUUUGUGCAUCACAUUAUGCAUGUAAUUUUUUUAUUUAUUUUCUUACAUGUAAUAAAUUUAAAAAACAAGUUAUCAAUAUUAUUAAAUGUAAAUUUAAUUAUAUUAAUUAUUAUUAUUCUGAUUAUGAUGGUACAGAUAUAUUGAUUUUAUCAAGACGUACAGCACCAAGAUCAUUACGUCAUUUAUCAGAGAAUGAUUUAUCCGUAGAAACAAAUCAUAAACCAUUAUUGAUUUAUAAUACUAAUACUACUACUAAUAAUAAUUCGAGUUAAUGAAUAACACGUCACGUGAGUUCUUCAUGAUUUCAGAAACUACUCAUCAUUUUAUCAGUAGUAUGAUUACAUAAUUUAAUAUCGGUGAAAUUGUACACGUAUAUUAGCUUGAAUAUAAUUGUUCUCCUUGUUUUGUUUUUAAAAUGUAUUCAUCAUUUCUUUGUUUUGUUCUUGCCAGUACUUUUAUUCAUAUCUUCAUGUGAAUGUACCAGUGUUUGUUCGAAAAAAAUACAAAAAAAACACACACACACAAUAUAAAAUGCAAUAGUUAACUAUGUUCUCCCUCUUUGUUUUUGUUUUGUUCUUUCUCUUGUAUAUCAGUCAUUCAAAAGAUCUUUUAUGUUUCGUUUUGUUGUGAUUUUAUUAUUAAAUAUUGUUAUUACUAGAUAAAUAAAUGGUUAUAUUAUUUCAUAGUGAAUUGUUUAUUCAUCGUUGGAAACGACUGAUGAUAAUGUAAUGAACAACAUAUAGGAAUGGAGACAAUCGAACAUUUUGAAAUUACUAUAAUAUCCACGAAAAACUCCUUCUCAUAUUAAUCAACAUAUGCUCACUAGUGAUUGGAUUCAAGAGGUUUUUUUCCGGAGUUCUAAUGAGAAGCAGUGACUAGUGAAGUUCAACAGGGUCUGUUGUGAGAUAGUAAGUGAGUGAAUGUGUCGCUCAAUUUCGUGGAUUUAUUAAAGUUAGACAUUAAAACCGUUGGAUGCCCUCCAGAUCAGUGGUCUGGAGGUUAAGCGUUUGUGCACGAGAUUGAUAGGUCUUGAGUUCGAAUCUCGCGAAAUGGUAUCGUGGAUAACCACUGUAAUUUAGACACACAAUAGGCGGGAACGGCCGUCUACUGCUUCCAGGUUUUCAUUGAUGACUCGUGAAUUCAACGGUUAAAAUACUAUAAUCUCCACAAAUUUUCAUACUGAUAAUUAUCAGUUUGUCUUCAUUGAUAACAUCCGGUGAGGUUUUAGGAUUAAAAAAAUGUUUUUAUCCAGUGAUACAUUAUAGUUAGGUAUUGAGCAACUAGAGAAACAAUUUCAAGAUUGGCGGGUGACUUUAACUUAGAUAAUGAAUGAAAUGUUUUCCAAGUUUUUAAUUAGUAACGUUUCAAUUCAGUAUGCAGUCUUGACUUCAAUUGGACACCUAGAGUAGGACUCGAUCUUAGAACAACAAAAUAUGAAGAUUUAUUUAACAUCGAACGAACUGGAUUUCACAAUGUUUCAAAGUUCAUUUAUCCUAAUAAAUUGAGGUUAAGUGAAGAUGUUAGGUGAACCAAUUUUAUCAUCACAAAAAUCUCCAAUGAUUUCAUCCUCAUUGAAACAGUCAGUUUUUAUGGGCAGUCAUCAGUUUUCACCGUUGAUCAUACUUAUCUAAAGUUACCUAGUGGAUCUUGUGAUAAUAACUUUACUUAUUCUAAUAUGAAAUA